Molecule: messenger RNA, 1067 nt
Organism: Elgaria multicarinata webbii
Lineage: Eukaryota; Metazoa; Chordata; Lepidosauria; Squamata; Anguidae
Gene: MRPL9
Product: mitochondrial ribosomal protein L9
Exons: 7
Coding region: 1-729 (242 amino acids)
Biological process (GO): translation
Cellular component (GO): ribosome; mitochondrion
Molecular function (GO): structural constituent of ribosome
Source: RefSeq, a predicted model, not a curated record
AUGCUGGCUGCUUCGCUGAGGGGGGCCCUGAGGGCGGCGUCGUCUCUUUCUCCUCAGCCGCGAGGCCUCAGGCUCUCGGCCCCGCUGGGAACAGUCAUUGUGGAGCGUUGGUGGAAGGUGCCCCUGAGCAAGGAAGGACGCCAACCUCGGAUCAAGCACCGCCGGUUUCGGGUCUACCGUUUGGUGGAGGACACCAAGCAUAGCCCGAAGGUGCCGCUGGAACUCAUCCUCACGCAGCCUGUGGAGGGUGUGGGAAACCGUGGCGAUGCCGUCUUCGUGGAUAAGGGUUUCGGUCGCAACUGUCUCCUUGCCGGAAACAAGGCCGUUUACGCGUCCCCUGAAAACAAGGCGAUCUUUGAGGAGGAAAACCAAUUACGUCGGGAAGGCAAGCUGCCGAGACUCCAAACCCACAGCGGCAUAAAGACCGUCCGGUUCCUGCGGAACUGCACCCUAAACAUCGGCGUGAACGACUAUGACCAGUGGGAGCUGACCAAGGAGAUAGUGGCCCGCCAUUUCCUCCGAAACCUUGAGGUCGUAGUCCCCCUGCAUACGCUGACGCUGCCGGACGAGCCCAUCACGAAACUGGGCGAUUACUGGUGUGAGGUUACGGUGAACGGCCUCGACACCGUCCGGGUCCCCAUGUCGGUAGUGCGGUCCGCGACGCCCAUGGCCAGAAGCGACAGGCUUUGGCUGGCUGAGCACGAGCCGGAAGCCGCACCUGAGCACUAAUGCAGGAUGCCCUCGACGUCCCCGAGGAGGAUUAUGGGAAACUCUCUCUCAGGCCAUAAAAUGGAUGCAAUCCGGCUGUCUCUACAGCUCCGAAAAUGGAACCCGACAUCAAUUGGGGUUGGACAGGAUUCCCUCUGCAAACUGGACCCCUCAUACUUUGAGGGUGGCGGGGACAGUAUCUAAACGGGAAAGAGAGUUUCCCUCUAUCCUAAACCAUCUCUGGCAAGCGAGUUUCUUUUGGGUAGAACGGUUACUCCGGUCCACGUUUGCUUCUGCCCGCACGUCGCUCAACGGGGAGGAGAAACGUCUUGCAAAUAAAGGUAUUCCUGACUCGCAAA